AUGGCAACCAGGCAAAAGACCCGCGCCGACGUACUGCUGGUGGAGCGAGGACUGGCAGAGUCCCGGGAAAGAGCGCAGGCCCUGAUCAUGGAGGGUGUCGUAUUCACCCCCGCAGGCCGCGUCGCCAAGUCCGGCUCACUCCUCUCUAACGACGUCGAGGUGGAGGUACGGGGUCGCCUGCCCUAUGUCAGCCGCGGCGGGUUUAAGCUGGCCCAUGCCCUGGAUGAGUUCGGCAUUGAUCCCACUGGAAUGGUGGCGCUGGACAUCGGGGCAUCAACCGGUGGAUUCACCGACUGCCUCCUGCAACGCGGUGCGGUCAGGGUCUACGCCAUCGACGUGGGCCACGGGCAACUGGCCUACACCCUGCGUCAGGACCCGCGCGUGGUCUGCUUCGAGAAGCUCAAUGCCCGCCUUCCUUUCCAACUGCCUGAGCCAGUGGACCUGCUGGUCAUCGACGUCUCGUUCAUCUCCCUUACGCUGGCCCUGCCCCAGCCGCUCACCCACCUACAGGCCGGCGGAUAUGCCGUUGCGCUCAUCAAGCCGCAGUUUGAGGCGCGGCGCGGCGAGGUGGGACGGGGCGGCGUAGGUCCGCAACGACGACCUCCGCGAGGACAUUCUCAUGCGCGCAGAGCAGUGGCUUGGCGAGCGCGACGACGUUGA
This is a messenger RNA of Geodia barretti, 660 nucleotides long. The record is from the annotation of a GenBank genome assembly. NCBI's taxonomy places the organism in Eukaryota, Metazoa, Porifera, Demospongiae, Tetractinellida, Geodiidae.